UCUGGAUAAAUCAUGAAAGAUUGGCUCAACAUUCCACUCAUACAGAUCUUCACCCUGGUAGCCUUCAGCUUGGCAGAGAAGCUCCCUAAAGCACCGAUUAUCACCACUCCUCUUGAGACAGUGGAUGCGCUGGUUGAAGAGGCAGCCACGUUUGUGUGUGUCGUAAAGUCUUUUCCCCAGGCAGAAAUUAUCUGGACACGUAAUAACAUUCCUAUCAGGUUUUUUGAUACACGAUAUGCCAUUCGAGAAAAUGGGCAACUCCUAACUAUUCUGAGUGUGGAAGACAGUGAUGAUGGAAUAUAUUGCUGCACUGCAAACAAUGGUAUAGGAAUAGAAGCAGAAAGCUGUGGGGCGUUACAGGUGAAAAUGAAACCCAAAAUAACCCGUCCACCUUCAAAUCUGAAAAUCAUUGAAGGAUUAAAAGCUGUUUUUCCAUGCACUACAAUGGGGAAUCCCAAGCCUUCAGUUUCCUGGAUCAAAGGAGAAAAUGUCAUAAAGGAAAAUUCUCGGAUUGCUAUUCUUGAAUCGGGCAGUUUAAGGAUUCAUAAUGUGCAGAGGGAAGAUGGUGGUCACUAUCGCUGUGUGGCAAAGAACAGCCUCGGGGCAGCCUACUCCAAACCUGUAAUUCUGGAAGUGGAAGUUUUUGCUCGAAUUCUGAAGGCUCCUGAAUCCUAUAAUGUCAGCUUUGGCUCUGUGGUAACUCUGCAAUGCACAGCAACAGGCAUUCCAACUCCUACUAUAACAUGGCUUGAAAAUGGGAAAGCUGUGUCAGCAGGAUCCAUAGUGGAAACAGUAGAAGACCGAAUGAUUGAUUCACGGCUGCAAGUUUAUGUCACCCGGCCAGGUUUAUUCACCUGCCUAGCCACUAACAAGCACAGUGAGACUUAUGGCACUGCAAAAGCUUCAGCAACUAUUAAUGUUUCAGAGUGGAUCAAACUCUACAAAGGUGAUGCAGGCUACUGUAGCUCAUAUCGGGGAGAGGUGUGUAGUGCUUUGUUGGCAAAGGAUGCAUUUGUUUUCUUUAAUACUUCCUACGGAGACCCAGAGAAGACCCAGGAACUGCUUGUUCACACAGCCUGGGCUGAGCUGAAGACAGUGAGCCCAUUUUGCCGUCCAGCUGCUGAGUCGCUGCUGUGUCACUACAUCUUCCAGGAGUGCAACCCCUCCAGGAUUGGACCUGCUCCAAAACCUGUUUGCAGAGAGCAUUGCCUUGCUGUAAAGGAUCUCUACUGCUUUAAGGAAUGGCUUUCAAUGGAAGAAAAUGCCCGCAAAGGCAUUUACAAGCCUGCCCUGAUGUUGCUUACUUUGCCAGAGUGUAACAGGCUUCCCAGCAUGCACCAGGAUCCCCCAGCCUGCACCAGAAUCCCACAUUUUGAUCUGAAAAAAGAAGGCACAACAAAAACUUGUUAUAAAGGCAAUGGGUUGACAUAUGAAGGUUCGGUGAAUGUCACAGCCUCUGGCAUUCCAUGUCAGAAGUGGAGUGCGCAGGUUCCUCAUGCGCAUAGAAAAACACCUGAGAUUUUUCCAGAGCUCUUCAAUGCAAUCAAUUAUUGUCGUAAUCCAGGGGGUGAAAAUGCACGGCCCUGGUGUUAUACAAGGGAUCCUUCUGUACAGUGGGAAUACUGCCAUAUACCUCAGUGUGAAGAUGGUAAGGUCCCAUUACAAACACUGUACAGUAAAAGGAAUGGUUUGGUGUGAAUGUUACACAACUCUUUGUCCCAGGAAACAACAACAGGGCCUACAUACUCUAUGACUGUCAUCAUCUCCAUCAUCUCCAGCUUCGCAAUGCUCAUCAUUCUCAUUAUUACGGUCCUUGUUUGUUGUCGGAGACGCAAGCGAUGGAAAAACAAAACAAGGGAAUUGGCACCACCAGCCCUGACAACUCUUCCUUCGGAACUCCUGUUGGACAGGCUGCACCCAAACCCUAUGUACCAACGCAUGCCUCUACUCUUGAACCCCAAAUUGUUCAGUUUGGAAUACCCACGAAAUAAUAUUGAAUAUGUGAGAGAUAUUGGAGAAGGUGCUUUUGGACGGGUCUUUCAAGCAAGGGCUCCUGGACUGCUUCCAUAUGAGCCCUUCACAAUGGUGGCAGUGAAGAUGCUCAAAGAAGAAGCCUCAGCAGACAUGCAGGCCGAUUUUCAAAGAGAGGCAGCUCUCAUGGCUGAAUUCGACAAUCCAAACAUUGUCAAACUUUUAGGGGUAUGUGCUGUUGGAAAGCCAAUGUGUCUGCUUUUUGAAUACAUGGCGUUUGGGGACCUGAAUGAAUAUCUGCGUAACCGAUCACCACGCAGCCUCUGCAGCCUAAGCAACAACAACCUUGAGCCAAAGAUCAGGCCCUCCAGUCCUAAUGUGCCCACUCUUUCUUGUACUGACCAGCUCUGCAUUGCCAAACAAGUAGCAGCCGGGAUGGCCUAUCUUUCAGAACGCAAGUUUGUGCACCGGGACUUGGCCACCAGAAACUGUUUGGUAGGAGAAAACAUGGUGGUUAAAAUUGCUGACUUUGGUCUCUCCAGAAAUAUGUACUCAGCAGACUAUUACAAAGCCAAUGAAAAUGAUGCCAUCCCCAUACGAUGGAUGCCCCCUGAGUCUAUCUUCUACAACCGUUAUACAACUGAGUCUGAUGUCUGGGCCUAUGGGGUGGUCCUGUGGGAAAUUUUUGCCUUUGGCAUGCAACCCUAUUAUGGGAUGGCUCAUGAGGAAGUCAUUUAUUAUGUAAGAGAUGGAAAUAUCCUGUCGUGCCCAGAUAACUGCCCUUUGGAGCUGUACAACCUUAUGCGCCUUUGUUGGAGCAAGUUGCCUUCAGAUAGGCCGAGCUUCGCAGGCAUCCACCGUAUUCUGGAGCGAAUGCAUGAGAGGGCAAUGGUGGCUGAACAGGUGUGAGCUAUUCUCUGGAGCAAGCAGCUCCCAAGCUUAACCCUUCAGGUAUAUUGGACAACAAAUCUGGGGAUUCCCAGAUAGCCUGACUACUCUAGUCCAACACAUCUGGAGGACAUUAGGUUGGGAAAGUCAGUUCCUGAGAGCAGCAUUUCCUUACUUCUUUCUUGAAUGUUUGAAUUUGGAAAAAGAGAGAGCUUGC
Molecule: messenger RNA, 3076 nt
Organism: Candoia aspera
Lineage: Eukaryota; Metazoa; Chordata; Lepidosauria; Squamata; Candoiidae
Gene: MUSK
Product: muscle associated receptor tyrosine kinase
Exons: 17
Biological process (GO): cell surface receptor protein tyrosine kinase signaling pathway; positive regulation of neuron projection development; positive regulation of kinase activity
Cellular component (GO): signaling receptor complex; plasma membrane
Molecular function (GO): Wnt-protein binding; ATP binding; transmembrane receptor protein tyrosine kinase activity
Source: RefSeq, a predicted model, not a curated record